Micropterus dolomieu (smallmouth bass) is the source of this 5429-nucleotide messenger RNA. It is a transcript of the gene cacna2d4a, whose product is annotated as calcium channel, voltage-dependent, alpha 2/delta subunit 4a. Gene Ontology annotation, cellular component: voltage-gated calcium channel complex. The coding region runs from base 14 to 3373 and encodes 1119 amino acids. The record is from RefSeq and is a predicted model, not a curated record. Gene Ontology annotation, molecular function: voltage-gated calcium channel activity. The transcript has 39 exons. NCBI's taxonomy places the organism in Eukaryota, Metazoa, Chordata, Actinopteri, Centrarchiformes, Centrarchidae.
AAUUGGAGGACUGAUGCAGAUCGCAGCAGCUGCAGGGAUGAACCGCUGGACCAGGGGAAGCGCUGGGAAUGCCAGUAAAUCGGACAGAAGUGGGCCUCACAGAGGGAGGCACGUGAUGCUGCUGUGGAUUAUCCUAUCCAGCUCGUUGUGCCUGAUGGUCGAAGGCCAGAUGAAGAUCUCACCAGAAACGGUGCAGCAGUGGGCUGUAUCCUUUGGCAAAGAGAUAGCUGCCCUGUCCGCCAGAUACUCUGGAGCUAAACUGCUGCAGAAGAAAUACAAGGAUAUCGAGGGUGUGGUGAAGAUGGUGGAGGUAGACGGAGAGGAGCUAGUGAAAAAGUUUGCUGAGGAGAUGGAGGAGAUGCUUGGGAGGAAGAUGAAAUCUGUGAAGAGGCUGGCAGAAGCAGCAGAGGAUGCUGACUUUUACCAUGAGUACAACGAAACGAUGCAGUUUGAAUACUAUAACUCAAUGCUGAUCAACACGGUGGAUGAGGAUGGGAAUCCACUGCCGCUGGGAGGUGAAUUCUUGCUGGAAGAAAAUGAACACUUCAAUAAAAUUCCAGUCAACACACAACAGAGUAACAUACAAGUCCCUACAAAUGUCUACAACAGAGAUCCAGAUAUUCUGAAUGGAGCGUACAUGUCCGAAGCUCUGAAUGAAGUUUUUGUUGAUAACUUCCAGAAAGAUCCAACUCUCACCUGGCAGUAUUUUGGCAGCUCCACUGGCUUCUUCAGGCUGUACCCAGGGAUCCAAUGGAUUCCAGAUGAAAAUGGUGUGGUCACAUUUGAUUGCAGAAACAGAAACUGGUAUAUUCAGGCAGCCACUUCUCCCAAAGAUGUGGUAAUAGUGGUGGAUGUCAGUGGCAGUAUGAAGGGCCUCAGAAUGACCAUAGCCAAACACACCAUCAACACAAUCCUGGACACACUGGGAGAAAAUGAUUUUGUUAACAUCAUAGCUUACAGCGACUAUGUUCGGUACGUGGAGCCCUGUUUCAAGGGCAUGCUAGUACAAGCUGAUCUGGAUAACAGAGAGCAUUUCAAGCUUUUGGUUGAAGAGCUUCAUGUCAAAGGAGAGGGCAAAGUGAAACAUGCAAUGAAAGAAUCCUUCAAGAUCCUCAACGAGGCUGCAGCGCAGGGCCAGGGCAGCCUGUGUAACCAGGCCAUCAUGCUGAUAACAGACGGAGCCAUGGAGGACUUCCAGGAUGUUUUUGAAGAGUUCAACUGGCCAGAAAGACGGGUUCGUGUGUUCACCUAUCUUAUUGGACGGGAGAUGACAUUUGCUGAAAAUGUUAAAUGGAUUGCCUGCAACAAUAAGGGUUAUUACACACAUGUCUCCACACUGGCUGACGUCCAGGAAAACGUUAUGGAGUACCUCCAUGUUCUCAGCCGGCCAAUGGUCAUCAACCACGAUCAUGACAUCAUUUGGACUGAGGCCUAUAUGGACACUGUGCUGUUCAACAGUCAGUCCCAAAGCCUGCUCCUGAUGACCUCGGUAGCCAUGCCUGUAUUCAGCAAGAAGAAAGAGACUUUGUCUCAUGGGAUUCUGCUGGGAGUGGUAGGAACUGAUGUGGCCUUGAAAGAACUGAUGAGAUUAGCACCGAGAUACAAGCUGGGUGUCCACGGUUAUGCAUUCCUCAUCACUAACAACGGCUAUAUCCUAUCUCAUCCUGACCUACGACCUCUGUAUAAGGAGGGGAAGAAGCUAAAGCCAAAACCCAACUAUAACAGUGUUGAUCUGUCAGAGGUGGAAUGGGAAGACACUGAGGAGAAACUGAGGACAGCCAUGAUUAAGGGAGAAACUGGAACAAUGUCUUUAGAUGUGAGAACUUCAGUGGAUAAAGGGAGGAGAGUGAUGUUCCUGAAGAAUGAUUACUACUACACCAUCAUCAAUGAGACACCCUUUAGUCUGGGUAUAGUGUUGACUAGGGGAUAUGGAGGGUAUAUCUUCAUCGGAAACGUCUCUAUUGAGGAGGGUCUCCAUGACUUAUUGGCUCCAGACCUAACCAUAGCCAACGAAUGGACCUACUGCGAGACAGACAUUGACCCGACCCAUCGUAAGCUGAGCCAGCUGCAGGCUGUGGUGCUGUACCUCACUGGUAAAGAACCAGAUCUGGAAUGUGAUAUGCUGUUGUUGCAGCAAACUCUAUUUGAUGCUGUGGUCACGGCUCCUAUGGAAGCCUACUGGACAGCCCUCAUGCUCAACACAUCUGGUAUGGAUGAGGGGGUUGAAACAGCGUUCUUGGGAACCCGUUCAGGCCUGUUGAGAUUCCAGAGAUACACUGGUAUUGAGAAAAGAACUGCCAAGUCUUUCCUGACCUCAACAGACAAGGAGAAUAUGUUCACAUUGGACCAUUUCCCAGUGUGGUACCGCAGAGCAGCUGAGAACCCACCUGGAAAGUUUCUGUACUACAUGCCCCAACAGGAGACUAGAGCAGGGAGGAUAACAAUUGCUACCACUGCUGUCACUGUUACGGUGGGCAAGAAAACCGCCAUCGCUGGAGCCAUCGGUGUCCAGAUGACUCUGGAGUUGAUUGAGUCCAGAUUCUGGGCCAUCGCAGCACAGCCAAAUGACACAGAUUGCUCUAAUAUAGAGGGGACUUGUCCUCUACGGUGUGACAGCUUUGAUAUCGAGUGCUACGUGAUUGACAAUAAUGGCUUUGUCCUAAUUUCCAAACAGCGCAAUGAUGCGGGAAGAUUCUUUGGGGAGAUUGAUGGAUCAGUGAUGACCACACUAAUCAGAAUGGGCAUGUUCAAAAGGGUGUCCUUGUUUGACUACCAGGCCAUGUGUAAGAUGAGCUCCCACUCUGUCAGCAGCAGCCGUCCACUUCUCAGUCCAUUUUAUGGUUUGGCUUCAGCCUUCAAGUGGUUCCUCUCCAACUUCUUGCUGUUUCUCCUGGAGUUUAAUAUCUGUGGUUUCUGGCACACUGAGCAUUUUGCUGAGGCCAAGGCAUCUUUCAGCGUGUCAUCAGCUCAUAAGAAAAAAGGAGACAUCCUGCAGCCGUGUGACACCGAGUAUCCCAGCUUCGUCUACGAGCCGUCAGUCAAAGAGACCAACAGCAUUAUUAAGUGUGGACGCUGCCAGAAGAUGUUUGUGGUGCAACAGAUACCAGAGAGUAACCUGUUGAUGUUGGUGGUGCAGGCAGACUGUGACUGCUCCAGACAAUACCCACCCAUCACCAUGGAGCCUAAGGAAGUAAAAUAUAAUGACUCAGUGAAGUGUGACAGGAUGCGGUCCCAGAAGAUUCGCCGACGCCCCGAGUCCUGCCACGCCUACCAUCCCCAGGAGAACGCCAAUGACUGUGGAGGAGCUGCUGUUAUAUCUCUCUCUGCCUCUCUCUUCCUUACCUGUCUCUCCUUCUCAUCACUUGUCUCCUGAUGAUGGACGAUGUGGCUCUUUCACCCAUUCUCAUGUAAAGGAACAGUUUGAAAAGAAUCAAGAAAUGUGUUUGGACACAUGAAGAGCAUUUUUUUAAAGUACUCGGCACAUUUUGCUCAUCACAACCACAAACUUUGAUGUGGUUUUUGAGCAUGCAUUGGUUAACUCCUGGAAAUUAAAACAUCUGAAGUGAAAACUGCAAAGAAAGCCAGAUAAUGGGCUGUUGUUGCCAUGGAUACUUUUCCAAGAGUUACUUUCUCAUACACCGCCUUGCAUCUCAAAAUGAAAAGGGACUUAAGAGAUGCAGGUGGUAGCUAUGACGUGCACUGAUGAAAGAUUAUGAGUCACAAGAUGCAACAAAGUCCAGGGGGAGAAAUAUCUCUCAAAUGUCUCUCAUUUCCCUUAUCCCAAUAUUGCAGACACGUGUGCAUAUUAUAUAUGCAGCUGUAAGCAUGCACACCUUGAAUACUUUAUUAUACUGAAUGCUUCAUCUACAGACUUAUACAUGCUUUUUUAAAUGUUGAAUGAGAGAAGGGAGAGAAGGGCUACAGCAAUAUAUGGUAAACAUUGUUGUGUAACAUCAGUGUUGCUGCUUGAAGUUUUACAAGGUUAUUUGUGAUAUUAGUUUCUCUGAAUCUUCUGCAAGUCUGAAAGUGUGAUGGUUUAGUGCCAAGAAAGUAAUUGCAAUGGAGUAGUUAUAAAAAAAAUUCACAAAUGGGAAAAAGAUAAUUAAACAAAUCAGAAUGGGCUCGUUCAGGUUAAAAUUUUUGAGUAUUUAGUUCGAUUACAUCCAGAAGAUAUUUGUUUCUGUGACAUUUUUUUUUUUAAAUGUCAGCCUUUCUGUCUUUAUCAGCUGUGUCUUUGUGCGUACUGUAUGUAAUUAUGUUUGUCCAUUUGGCUAGACAUCAUUUUGGAAACUGGAACUCUCACAGGGUGUAGAUCUACAAUCAACAUUGAUAACACAGUGAUGACCUUAAAUUCAAAAUGUGUUUUUUUGUGCACUGACAUGGUUUCAACGCAAAUCUAGUCCAUAAUGUAUAUCCCGCUAAAGACUCUCGUAAAUGUUUCUGGAAUUAAAAUAAAAAGGUUUUUAGGAGGCAUUGAUUUCCUGGAGACUGUGGCAUUUGGAUACUUUACUUGGGCCCCAAUGUCAUGUACAUAACUUCGCAUAAAUACCAAUAUAAUUUUAAAAUUCAUGAUUAAAGCAACAUAAAAAAAAUGAUGGGAAACAAGAUUUUUGAAAAGGUCAUAUAUGUAAAUGAAUGGUGUAAAUCUAAUGGUAUAGGGUAUUUUUGUAUUUGCUUGUGUUUCACAUUUUGAACUUCAGCAUUUCAUUGUAUUUUGGGCUGUGAGUGUCCUUGUAGCUUUUUCUAUGGUAUUUCUCAAUCAUCUUACAAAGCAUGCUGUGCUUACUCUGAUGACAAAAUUGCCUGAGCAUUUGCCUGUUUAUGUAAUAGACUUAGAUACAUAUUGUGUGUGGGUGUGCAUCAUUACAGUAUGUUCUGUCUAGCUGAGAGUAAUUUUAUUCAUUUGUCUCAUUUUUGUUUAUAAUUUCCACAAUGCAAUAUUCUGUAUAUUGUAUGGUUGACAUGUGUCCACGGUGGAUGUUGAUUGACUGGAGCCAUGAUUUGUAGGAAAAUUAAAGUAUCCAUAUGUUUUUUGUAUUGUAUUUGUUGUUAAGUGUGUAUUCUGUUUUGUUGUCAGUGAUUAGUGUCAGUGCACAUAUAAAGAUACUAAUGUUUAUACCAGGCUACAACAGAGAAUCAGUCAAGGAAUUGUAUACUCAAAGAGUUAUUUCAUAAAUGUGUCCUAACUCUUUAAUAGAGUAGUGGAUUAAAUCCCCCCCAAAUGUCUGUCCACUACCAACAAACUAACCUACAUUUUUCCAUAACUGGAAUUUCAUCAACAAAUUGAACUUAUGCUCUCAUAGCUAACGUUAUGCUCUCAUUAAAGAAAAUGUGGUACACAAAGUGCCUGAAAUGCUUGUAAUUGUUUGAAAAUUUGACUUAUAAUAAUGUUGUAUAUCAGAAUAUCAAUAAAGAUAUGUUAUAUUUAC